Messenger RNA from Penicillium lagena, 2499 nucleotides. RefSeq lists its product as uncharacterized. The transcript is spliced from 5 exons. The record is from RefSeq and is a predicted model, not a curated record. The coding region runs from base 1 to 2499 and encodes 832 amino acids. Lineage: Eukaryota; Fungi; Ascomycota; Eurotiomycetes; Eurotiales; Aspergillaceae.
AUGCCACUGGGUCCUCGCAAGAGAGUGAAGCCCAGCCCUUCUGGCGCGGACUCGCCGUCCCCCGCGGUGUCGGGCACUGAUGCCGGGAGAGAACGCUCCGACUCCCAGUCACGAGUUCCGGGCGCUAACUGGUAUCCUGCGUCUUGGUCGGCAGUAACGCGAGUGUCGAAAGCGGCCCCAGUUACCGAGGUUGCCCGUGAGAGCAUCUCCGUCGCCAAAAACGUAGCGUCAAGCGUCACAAACUCUUCAACAUCUCUCUAUGAUAGGGCGAGCCACUCUCGUCAUCCCUCCAUUCAACUGACGAAGAAGGCGGGUGCAUCAACCAGGUCGCUUCCUGCAGGCGCAACUACAACAAAGAUCAACAUUGCGUCGGAUGGUUCAGCAUCUACCACCGCUGUCGACAAGCUCGCUGAACCAGACACCGGGGAAACGGACACACCGAAGAAAGAAGCAUCUAAUGAAGCUCCAGCCAAACCUCUAGAGCAAACGUCGAAGGAACAGGAAUUCGCCCCAGACGGCGAGACCGGAAUUGACGCGUCGCAUGCGGGACAUGCAGUACCUGCUGAGCAGCCCGGCGGAUGGUUUUCUUGGUUUAAUAGACCAGCUGCGAUCGACAACGGCCCUGUGACUGCUCCGACUUCUACAGGGACGGAAGGGAAUCUGCAAGCAGAUAAUCAAGUUGGUGUCCAACCAAUCGCCAGACAUCCACCAGAUUCGGAGGUGCAGGGAGAGUUACAACAGGGACAACUACAGGAACAGGCUACAGAGACUGUUGAGAAUUCACCGACGGCACAGAAACGGUCGUGGCUCCAGAUGUGGUACGGUGCGAGUGCAUCGGCCAAGCGGGGGGAACAACCUUCUGCAGAGCCUCCUAUCUCCACUUCAGCAGAUGAUAGUGCUCUUGAAGCUAAUGGCGAUGAUACCACAUCAAGAGAUCAACCGGACGAGCCAACCGGCCCUUCCCGGAAUCUUGUUGGGACUGCGAGAUCAACUGGUUGGUCCUUUUGGACCAAAGACCCUUCCAAGGAUGCUACUCCCGAUAAAGCCGCCGAGGUCCAGGCAAUUGAAGCGUCCAUACCUCCUGGAGCUCAGUCGAGGCCGAUGGCGCUUGAACCGGACCCAGAGGCAAACGUCAAGAUCACCAAGAAAGACAGCAUCAAAAUGAAGGCACCCAAAAACAACGCCGAAUCUGUUCAUUCCAAGGAUGGGCCUGCUCCUAUCAUUGAAGCGACAUCAACCUCACUGCCACCAGCCGAGCCUCGUCCAGUUGAGGCUACUGCCUCGAAGCAAUUGCUGAAAAUCUUGCCUAAUCAAGUGUUGCCGCGGGUCAAAGAAACAUACAUGUUGGAAGAGUCGCCAUCUAUCUUGCAGAGCCUUGGACGACUUCUACACUACAGCAAAGCCCAACAACCUCAGCAUGUUUGCAGAACCAAGGAUAUGCCUCGUAUUAAACGCGCUCUGUCCAUCGGCGUGCAUGGCUACUUCCCGGCUCCCCUCAUUCGAAGCGUCUUCGGCCAACCAACGGGGACUUCGAUCCGAUUCUCCAAUAUGGCGGCAGAAGCCAUUCAAAAGUGGACAGAAGGCCAGGGCUACUCGUGCGAGGUUGAGAAAAUCGCCUUGGAAGGCGAAGGACGUAUUUCUGAACGAGUCGACUUGCUAUGGAAACUGCUCCUGAAUUGGAUGGAGAAAAUCCGGAGCGCUGACUUCAUCAUGAUUUCAUGCCACUCCCAGGGAGUUCCGGUAGCGAUCAUGUUGGUUGCGAAGCUGAUUUCGUUCGGCUGCCUGAACGCCGCACGAGUGGGGAUCUGUGCUAUGGCUGGUAUCAAUUUGGGACCAUUUCCCUCCUACAGAUCCCGAUGGAUCAGCGGAUCUGCUGGGGAGCUGUUCGAGUUUGCACUCCCGUUUAGCCAGGUAUCCAAGGAUUAUGAGGCCGCACUACGAUGUGCUCUUGAUUUCGGAGUCCGAAUUUCGUAUAUCGGCAGUAUUGAUGACCAGCUCGUUUCCUUAGAGUCUUCCCUCUUUUCACCAAUUGCACAUCCAUACAUCUUCCGCGCCGUCUUUGUGGACGGCAGAGUCCAUGCCCCAAGUUUUCUUUCACAUCUUGUUGGCUUUGCCCUAAAACUUCGCAACCUAGGCAUCUCAGACCACGGUCUCAUCCGUGAGCUCAGUCAGCCCCUCGCUGGCAGUCUUUAUACAGGUGAAGGCCAUUCUCGUCUCUAUGAUGAUGAAGCUGUAUAUGAUUUGGCCAUUGAAUUUGCCCUCGAAACAUCUUCAGUAUCCUCCGCUCUUCUCAACAUCAAACGAUCUCAUCCCGCCGUCUCACCCAAUCCGUACAUCCUCCCCUUCGCCAUGCGUGGCCUUCUGGAAGAGGAAUACGUGCGCCGUGAACUACACGAUGAAACGAUGGAGCUGCUGAAACAGUUUGAUGAUUGGAAGCCAGUGACCAAGGUCUUGAAAGAUGUCAAGUUCCGUUUGGAGGGUAUUCGAUCCAAGCUCUAG